Theobroma umbraticum is the source of this 701-nucleotide messenger RNA. RefSeq lists its product as uncharacterized. Lineage: Eukaryota; Viridiplantae; Streptophyta; Magnoliopsida; Malvales; Malvaceae. The record is from RefSeq and is a predicted model, not a curated record.
GUCCCGCUUGCUUGCAGUUAUUAGAUUUUUUAUUAUAAAUAGAUGGGCCUCUCAAUGUCUCUGAUAUCAAACAGUUCUUAAGAAUUGAAAUUAGGGUUAGGGCAAAGGAAUUCGAGAGUAGGCAAUGGCUCCCUUCUGUUUACGAGGUCGUUUUCGCAACAACAAACGUUCCAAAUUGCAAUGCAAGAAUAAAAAGAAGAAGAGUGGGAUGAAGGACAUGCAAGAAAGGUUUCAGAUGCUGAAAGUGGAGAUGGAGGAAAUCAGCGAUGAACAGAAGAAUAUAAGAGAAGGGCAGAGGCAAGUGAGGGAAAAAUUCGAAGCGAUUGAAAGUGAGUGUGAGGAAUUGAAGAGGGAAACUAGACUCAUCAUCCAGCGAAGCGCCCGGACCCAAAUCAAGCUGGUUCUUAUGUUCCGAAUUUUGAAAGCUAGGGAACAGGCUGACCUAGCCACUGCUGCCAAUUUCACUAACUUGCUUCGUGAAAUUGUAGGAAGAGAGAAUGAGGAAAGGCGAGCUGCAGGUGACAAUUGAACUGCAAGGAGGAACUUCUUCUGCUAGUAGAAAUAUUAAGCAUGGAAUUUAGUGUGUUACUAAAGUGGUUGCUGUCUUUUAGCAUUGGGGUUUAUUGCUAUGAACUUAUGUUUACUCUCUUUAGUUUGUUUCAUGUUGGGUAUUUUAUAUGAUAACUACAACUUUUUGAACU